GUCACUGAUGGAGCUGGAUGCACACACUUGGAUGUAGACCUCAGUCUUCACCGGACUCUUCAUUGCUGGUCAGCAAUGUAUCGGCCAGAUGUGGCGAGGGCUAGGAAAAGAGUUUGUUGGGAGCCCUGGGUUAUCGGCCUUGUCACCUUCAUAUCCCUGAUUGUCCUGGCAGUGUGCAUUGGACUCAUUGUUCAUUAUGUGAGAUAUAAUCAAAGGAAGACCUACAAUUACUAUAGCACAUUGUCAUUUACAACUGACAAAUUAUAUGCUGAGUUUGGCAGAGAGGCUUCUAACAAUUUUACAGAAAUGAGCCAGAGACUUGAAUUAAUGGUGAGAAACGCAUUUUAUAAAACUCCAUUAAGGGGAGAAUUUGUCAAGUCUCAGGUUAUCAAGUUCAGUCAACAGAAACAUGGAGUGUUGGCUCAUAUGCUGUUGAUUUGUAGAUUUCGCUCUACUGAGGAUCCUGAAACUGUAAAUAAAAUUGUUCAACGUGUUUUACAUGAAAAGCUGCAAGAUGCUACAGGACCCCCUAAAGUAGAUCCUGCAUCAGUUAAAAUUAAAAAAAUCAACAAGACAGAAACAGACAACUAUCUGAACCUUUGCUGUGGAACACGAAGAAGUAAAUAUCCAGGUCAGAGUCUUAGAAUCGUUGGUGGCACAGAAGCAGAAGAGGGUGAAUGGCCCUGGCAAGCUAGCCUGCAGUGGGAUGGGAGCCACCGCUGUGGAGCAACCUUAAUUAAUGCCACAUGGCUUGUGAGUGCUGCUCACUGCUUUACAACAUAUAAGGACCCUGCCAGAUGGAUUGCUUCCUUUGGAGUAACAAUAAAACCUUCAAAAAUAAAACGUGGUCUACGCAGAAUAAUUGUCCAUGAAAAAUACAAACACUCAACACAUGACUAUGAUAUUUCACUUGCAGAGCUUUCUAGACCUGUUCCUUACACAAAUGCAGUACAUAGAGUUUGUCUCCCUGAUGCAUCCUAUGAGUUUCGCCCAGGUGAUGUGGUGUUUGUGACAGGAUUUGGAGCACUGCAAAAUGAUGGCACCAGUCAAAAUCAUCUUCGACAAGCACAGGUGACUCUCAUAGACACUGCAACUUGCAACGAACCUCAAGCUUACAAUGGUGCCAUAACUCCUAGAAUGUUAUGUGCUGGCUCCUUAAAAGGAAAAAGAGAUGCAUGCCAGGGUGACUCUGGAGGACCACUGGUCAGUUCAGAUGCUAGAGAUAUCUGGUAUCUUGCUGGAAUAGUAAGCUGGGGAGAUGAAUGUGCGAAACCCAACAAGCCUGGUGUUUAUACCAGAGUUACUGCCUUGCGGGACUGGAUUACUUCCAAAACUGGUAUCUAAGAGAGUAAAGCCUAAUAGAAGAGAUCCAAUUUUUUUUUGGAUGUAGAGGUCAUUUUCAGAGAUACAGAAUUGGAGAAGAAGACUUGCAAAUCAACUAGAUUUGACUGAUCUCACUCACUAAACUGUUUGCUUGCUACAUAUGUUUUCUUCCCAACUCUGUUCCACACAUAAGCAUCCUGGUUCUGCCAGAUCAACUCUGUGAUCCUCUCAGCAAUAGUUCAAACUUUAUGCACAUAGAGAAAUAGAUAAUACAAUCUUACAUUACAGCCUGCAUGCCUUUGUUCUUCAGAAGUUUUGUCGUCAGAGUUUUGACUUGUUGACAUAAAUUUCUCCUGCAUAUAUACAAUUUGAAGCACUCUUUUUCUUCAGUUCCUCAAUUCCUCUCAUUUUAGUAAAUAUCCAUUUUCAAGGCACAGAACAAGGAGUGAAAGAAAAUAUAAGAAGAAAAAAUCCCCUACAAUUUAUUGGCACAGGAAAGUAUUAGGUGUUUUUCUUUUCCUUAGCGGAAUAUGGGAAAUGAUCAUAUUCAUUAUGAAAAGUCAAGCAAAGAAAUACCGCAGAAUAUCAAUCAGUUCAUCAUUUAAGAAGUAUGGGAACUAAGGAAAUCAAGAAAGAAGCCAAGAUAUAGCUUUAUUUUCAUUUCCAAACAGCUACUAUGAUAAAUGUGAAGAAGACUCUGUUUUCUUGUGAUCUACAAUAAUGAUACAAACUCCAUGCAAUGUACUUGUUCUAAGCAAGUUAUAGCAAAUAUUUAUUUAACAACUUGUUACUGAGUUGUUAGAGACACAGCUUUCAGUAAUCUAAGCCACAACAAAGUUAGGACUGGUACCAUGACAUAUGACUUGUUAAUGGUGAGAUUUCAUCAAGUCUUUCUCAUUGCACACAGCUACUCAUAUAAAUUUUAUAUUGUACCAUAAUUACCUUGAAAAUCAAUAUUAGUGGGAAAAAUUUCACUUUAUUGACUUGAAUAACAUUGGAGUAUGAACUGAUAAAAUUUAGGCACUUGGCAAGAAUACAAAAACUGACCUGAAUUGAUAGUGUUAAAUAUUUUGCAUAAACUAUUUUUCUUUCAUUGAACAAAAUGCUCUGAAAAAAAAAAAAAAACUGAGGAAAACCUUGAAUUUUAAUCAAGGAUGCAAGUAUGUUUAAAACUACUCUCAGUAUUCUGUGAAAAAUGAAUUCCCCUUGUUUCAGUGUGUUCUGUAGUUGAGCCUCUAGGUGGCACCCACAAGCUGUGGGAAGUUAUAGGGAAGUCUGGCAUCUAGAUGGAUUCAAGAAGAAUGUGUAGAUCUUUAAAUAAUAAUGAGAACUGUACCUGAGUUUAGAGUCUUG
Molecule: messenger RNA, 2676 nt
Organism: Cebus imitator (Panamanian white-faced capuchin)
Lineage: Eukaryota; Metazoa; Chordata; Mammalia; Primates; Cebidae
Product: transmembrane protease serine 11E
Exons: 10
Coding region: 76-1344 (422 amino acids)
Biological process (GO): proteolysis
Cellular component (GO): extracellular region; plasma membrane
Molecular function (GO): serine-type endopeptidase activity
Source: RefSeq, a predicted model, not a curated record